This is a messenger RNA of Capsaspora owczarzaki ATCC 30864, 2649 nucleotides long. RefSeq lists its product as hypothetical. Gene Ontology annotation, biological process: mRNA processing. Gene Ontology annotation, molecular function: RNA binding. The record is from RefSeq and is a predicted model, not a curated record. Bases 10 to 2478 code for a protein of 822 amino acids. Gene Ontology annotation, cellular component: nucleus. NCBI's taxonomy places the organism in Eukaryota, Filasterea, Ministeriida, Capsasporidae. The transcript has 5 exons.
UGAUUCACAAUGCACAUUGCAGACACGGCUGCCUUCACUGCAUGGCUUCACAAGCAGCUUCAGAACUCAUCGUACAGCACGGAUCCAGGACUGCUGACGGAAUACGUGCUGGGCUUGAUCCAGGACAACUCACGCUCGAACGAUGACCUCAAGCGGUAUUGCGUCGAGCAGCUCACCGACUUUUUCGAGGAAUCCACGGCUCAGUUUGUCGACCAGCUGUUUGAAGGACUAUCAUCCAAGGUGUAUAUGGCUCCGGCGACGCCAACGCCAACGCCAACGCCCUCAACGCCGUCCGACAUCCAAACCCUUAACAACAACAACAACCCUCUUCGUGGCGCCACCCCUUCACCUUCCCCGCCUGUUAAGGUGCAUGGCCACCAAGAUGGGUCAGAGUUGACUCACGACGAGCGCGAGCAUGAUGAUCGCCGCAGUCGGCAUUCGGACGAACCGUCCUCUUCUCGCGAUCGGUACCCUGAGCACAGCAGCAGCAGCAGCAGCAGCAGCAGCCGCGAUCACUCUAGCAAACGUUCGCAUGGCGAUCAUGACCACCACGACAGCUCGUUGGAUUCCAAGCGCAUCCGGCUUGCUGAUGACAGUCAUAGACAACAGCCCAUCAGCUCCGUGCUCGACAUGGGCGACGAACAGCGACGGCAACGUCGCGCCGAACGGUUUGGAGUGACCAACAGCAGUUCCAGCAACGGCGGCCGUGGUCACUAUCGCGAGCAAAGCGAUCGUCACGAUCGAGACCACCGUGAGCAGCCUCCGCGGCCCAACCUCUUCAUGUAUGGUCGCCCUCCGCCUCCAUUCCCGUAUCCACCCUUCCCAUUCCCACCGCCCGGCAUGCCCAUGCCUCCUCCUGGAAUGCGCGGCAUGAUGCCACCUCCGCACCCGCACAUGCGUCCACCACCACCGAUGGCCCUCUUCCCUGGUCGACCGCCGUUCGGGGAUGCGCCCGCCCAUCUCUUCGCUAACGACGAUUCUUCUUCGGCAGUUGUAACCAUUCAAACGACCGACUCGUCGUCAGACAGCGCACCAGCCCACCGCCCUUCGACACACCAACAAAAUGACUCCAACUUUCGCAAGUCCAAUGCCAUGCCACCGCCGCAAGACGUCUUCCGAUUGCCGACCGGCGCCGCCAACGCGUCCUCAGGAGCACCCGGCACGAUCAGCUCCGGGGCCACUGGUGCAACGACAGCAGCAGCAGCAGCAGCAGCAGCAGCAGCAGCAGCAGCAUCAACAACAGCAGCUGGACGCGACACUUCCAUCUAUGUCCGUUCCAUUCCUCCCGAGCUCAACACCAUUGAAAAUCUCAAUGAAUAUUUCAAGCGGUUUGGUCGCAUUGUGAAUCUGCAAGUUGCCCAAGGGCCGCAGCGCAAGGACGCCAUCAUUGAAUUUGGCUCCCACAACGAAGCUCGCAACGCGUAUAACAAUCCCGAGGCUGUCUUUGGCAACCGGUUCAUUCGGGUACUCUAUGCGAGCCAAGCAAACCGUCAGCAAAACUCAUCGCAUCCCAGACCUCCGCAUCCCGUGCACUCAAGCUCUCACUCUCACACAGAAAGCCAGCACGAGCCAAGUCACGCAGCGACUGAAGUUGAUGCUUCAAGUGAAUCUCACCGAGCGCCCAGACCUGCUUACCAUGCAACACGUGGCGGUGCCGCCUUUGCCGGUGGGCCACCGCGACCAAUGUCUCGAACCUUCAACACCUCCACCAGCACAGCUCCCACCCCCGCUGCGCCGGGUGCCCCGCCUGCAGCAGGCUCCGCGUCGGAACUCGAGCUCAAAAAGCUCCAGCUCGAAGCUUUGCAGAAGCAGACCGCCAUGGUCGAAAAGCAAAAGCAGCUGCUUGAGCAGCUGUCCAAGUUGAAAAAUGCGUCGGCUAAAACCGAGCUUCUCAAGAGUCUCGGCAGCGUGUCUGCAACCCUCACGUCCGUCACCAAGAGCAGCACCGCGGCCUUGUCGAAGCCUGCUUCUGCUGGAGCGCCGUCUACCACCGCACCGGCAACGAAUGAGCUCGAGACCACGCCCGAAGCGGCGAAGCCAGAAACCCUGCCCAGCUCUCUCCCUCCAGCUGCUGCGCGAGGCCUCGGAGCGGCUGGUCGUGGCCGAGGCGCUGCGACCGCCGGGCGAGGCCGUGCACCAGGUUCCUUUUCUCUGGACAACCGCCCAACCCGCGUCCUGGUCUCGGGAUUUGAUGCGCAGGAUGCGGAUGCAGUUGCCCAGCACUUGUCGUCAUUCGGCCCGGUGACGAGUUUGAAUUUCAAUGACACCAAAACGUCUGCUACCGUCCACCUGGCGAAUCGCAAAACAGCAGAGUUGCUGAUGGGACACGGCCAGUUUUUGAACAAUCUCAAGUUGGCGUUGCAAUGGGUUGCCAAUCCUUCCCCGGCUUCCGUCUCGUCCAGCCCAGCGCUUCCAAGCGAAACCGCACUCGAGGGCGGAAUGCAGCAGACUGACGAGCCAGCGACAACUUCAGGGUAGCCAGCUACAUUGAGCAAACCAGCGGGCAAUCCUACGACACAGUUGUGUCAUUGAUGACUUGUUGUUUGAAAACGGGCAUACUGACCAAUCACAAAGAAGAAAAAAAACUUAAAAACUCAAAGGAAUGGUUUCACAAUAAUAUGUAAAAUUGAUAACAAAUGAUCGAAGCAC